CUUCAUCACUUGGAGCGUCGUUUUGUCCUGGACCAGUCUCCUUUGCUGCGGGUAACACAUCACAUCUCCACGCGCACUUGUUUCUGCAGAUCGUGGCAGCUUGAAGGUGUGCAUGUGUGUGUGUGUGUGUGCGUGCACUGAUCCUCUGCAGCAGCAUGUUGCCACCUGUGAAGAAGGACCGGGUCAUAACUCACCUCCCAAAGUGUUUCAGUCCAAAUGCAGCGCUACACACCAAAGAUGGCUUCCACCCGGAGGUGAAGGCCCUGUGUCAGGUUCAGAAGAAAGGCACCGAGAGCCUUAAUAUCGCCAAGGUCAUCGUGGUGGGUGACGUCGCAGUUGGGAAAACGUGUCUGAUCAGCAGGUUCUGUAAGGGUGCGUUUGACAAGAACUACAAGGCGACCAUAGGGGUGGACUUUGAGAUGGAGCGCUUCGAGGUGCUCGGCGUCCCCUUCAGUUUACAGCUGUGGGACACAGCAGGUCAGGAGAGGUUCAAGUGCAUCGCUUCCACCUACUAUAGAGGAGCACAAGCCAUUAUAGUGGUGUUUGACUUGAGCAGCACAAGCUCAUUAGCGCACGCCAGGCAGUGGCUGGAGGACGCAAUGAAGGAAAACGACCCGUCCAGCGUUUUGCUGUUCCUCGUCGGCACCAAGAAGGACCUGAGCUCUCCUGAUCAGCUGGCUCAGGUUGAACAAGAAGCCAUCAGACUCUCUGAGGAAAUCAAAGCCGAGUACUGGGCCGUGUCUUCCAAGUCAGGAGACGGAAUCAGGGAUUUCUUCUUCCGUGUCGCUUCUCUGACUUUUGAAGCCAACGUUUUGUCUGAGCUUGAGAAAAGCGGGUCGAGGCGCGUCGGAGACAUAAUCAGGAUCACAGACAGCACAGAAGCAGACCACAAACCCAAAAGGAAAUCCAACUGUUGCUGAGACCAGACACACGGCUGCCUGGAUAAUAUAACUCGAACACUAACACACACACAUGCAACAGGAAAACUCAGUGCGGCUUCAGCCAACAGUGAAGUUGUAUUUGUAGCAUUCAGCACAUGGCCUGAGAAGCAAUUUGCACCAAUCCCAAGUUGCAGGUUGGGCAUAAUGAAUUAGAGUCAGGAAUGUUUACUGCCAACCACGGCAGCAACAAGAUUAUUCUCCACCACAUCUUUUUUCCCUUCAUAAAUGUGCGUCCGAAGCAGCGUUUUUUUAUCCUGUUACUGACGGAAACAUCCAAACCCGACUGCAUUCUUCUUGUGGUUUUUCUCACCGGCCUCAUGUCAUGUGUCUCUGCGCUGCUAAUCGGAUGCGUACGCCGGCCCCAGUGACCGCGGUCAUACCCCUAAUGCAUCUCCAUCCUCUGACAUAAGGUUUCUCACGAGCUAGAAAAUGGAGGGAUUGUUUUCCCCCGCUGGGGGAAACAAGCAGAUAGUUUAUAUCUAUGACGAACCGAUUCCCUCAGCGAGCCAGACAGGAGGAAGACGUGUCCUCAUGGGACCACGCGGCGUCUCGUGUUAAAUGCAGCCGUUUUGGGAGCUACCCAAUUCAGUUUUUUUUUGUUUUUCAUUUCAUUUUGGAUGAAUAAAACUGAUCAAUUUUAUACAAUAAAAAUCUGCAGUAUAUACUCUUUA
Molecule: messenger RNA, 1612 nt
Organism: Mugil cephalus (flathead mullet)
Lineage: Eukaryota; Metazoa; Chordata; Actinopteri; Mugiliformes; Mugilidae
Gene: rab34b
Product: RAB34, member RAS oncogene family b
Exons: 11
Coding region: 156-920 (254 amino acids)
Biological process (GO): endocytosis; phagosome-lysosome fusion
Molecular function (GO): GTP binding; GTPase activity
Source: RefSeq, a predicted model, not a curated record